Dendrobium catenatum is the source of this 522-nucleotide messenger RNA. RefSeq lists its product as uncharacterized. The transcript has a single exon. NCBI's taxonomy places the organism in Eukaryota, Viridiplantae, Streptophyta, Magnoliopsida, Asparagales, Orchidaceae. The record is from RefSeq and is a predicted model, not a curated record. The coding region runs from base 1 to 522 and encodes 173 amino acids.
AUGAUUUGCAAGACAGCUGCUGAUGUUAAACACUGUUUUAAUUUCAAAAUCACACGGUAUGCACCGAUUUCUUUAAUCUGGGAUCAUUGGAUUAAUAAUGAAACUAUUGUUGAGUACUUGGGGGGUUCUUCUCUAGAUGACUGCCCUGAUCUCUUUUUGAAAGAUAUGAUUUCUGGAUCUGGGUGGGAGCUUCCUGUUUCUAUUCCUAUGCAGCCGAGGAACUUGAUUGCUGGCUAUAACAUUAUUGAGGAGGUUGGACCUUGCCUGCUAUGGAAAAAACGGUGCACUUUUAAAUUCAAAAAUUAUAUAGAGGAAUUCUAUAUUGAUUAUCAAACCUGUUCCUGGCACAAAAUAGUGUGGGCUAAAAGAAACAUCCUUAAGCAUUCGGUUUAUGUUUGGUUGGCUGUUGUUCACGGCUUAAAGACAGCAGACGCUCUUAAUAAGAGAAAUAUUUUAGUUCCUGGCACUUGCAGCCUGUGCCAUCAUCACAAUGAAACAAUUUCUCAUCUGUUCUUUGAGUGA